CCGGGCACUCCCGGCAGCGGCGCCGGUGGCGGCGGCGGCGGCCCCGGGGAGCGGGCGGGGGCCGGUGGCGGCCGGUGGCGGUGCCGCCAUGGAGGCGUGCGAGGGCGGCGAGCAGCCGCUGCUGCUGCUGCAGUGGGACCGCAAGCUGAGCGAGCUGUGCGAGCCCGCCGACCCCGACGCCCUGCUGGGACACACGCACUUCACAGAGUUCCUGGAUGAGUUCUCACCAGAUGUCCUAGGCCAGCUCUUGAACGAUCCCUUCUUGUCUGAGAAGAAUGAAGUGAUGGAGGUGGAGCUGUCUCCAGCAUCCCCGGCGCCCCUCAUCCAGGCAGAGCACAGCUAUUCCCUGUGUGGGGACUCCCGGCCCCAGUCUCCCCUCACCCACAUCUCGACUGAUGACAACUUCAACGAAGGUGACCUGGAAAAUGAGGAAUGGUGUCUGGGUACCGAGCUGACUCCAGCAGCAAUAAAGACUGAGCCAGCGUUGUGCGAGACGUCAGGCCUUACUCCCUCCGUCAGUCUCACUGUCACGGCCACCUCGCUGGAGGGGGAGCAAGCCGAGCUGCAGGCUGAUGCCCUGAUGAAACCACUGAGCCAGAAAGUGCUUCCAGAGAUUAAAUUGGAGCCCCAUGAAGUGGAUCAGUUUCUGAAUCUCUCCUCUAAGGAAGCAGUCGACCCCCUGCAUUUGCCUCCAACCCCUCCCAGCAGUCAUGGCAGUGACUCUGAAGGAGGUCAGAGCCCAGCUAGGUCGCUCCCUCCUUCAAGCCCGAUCCAGCUGCAAGCCACGGCUAAAGUCACAUCGCGCACAGGUUCAGCGCUUUCCAAUUCCCCUCUUCUGACUGCACCACAUAAAUUGCAGGGGACUGGCCCGCUCAUCCUGACAGAGGAGGAGAAGAGGACACUGAUAGCAGAGGGGUACCCAAUCCCUACUAAACUGCCCCUGACAAAGGCAGAGGAGAAAGUGCUGAAGAAAAUCCGCAGAAAAAUAAAGAACAAGAUCUCUGCCCAGGAAAGUAGAAGAAAAAAGAAAGAAUACAUGGACAGUCUGGAAAAAAAAGUUGAGAACUGUUCAAAUGAAAAUAGUGAGCUGCGUAAGAAGGUUGAAGUCCUGGAGAAUACUAACAGAACACUUCUGCAGCAGCUGCAGAGACUCCAAGCCAUAGUUGCUGGAAAGGUGUCCCGUUCAUGUAAGGCAGCUAGCACGCAGACAGGGACCUGUCUUAUGAUGGUGGUGCUGUGCUUUGCAGUAGUUUUUGGCAGCUUCUCUCAGAGCUAUGGGCCAUAUCCUUCUGCUACAAAGAUGGUGUUGCCCAGGCAACAUUCCUCACCAGAGUCCUACACAGACUCCAUUGUGAGAUCAAGGAGUCUGCUAAUAUAUGAAGAGCCUCACCAGCUGGAGGAGUCGUCAAGCCCGAUCUCCUUUGCAGAUCGAAACGACAGGCACGCAGACACCUCCAAGUACACGGCGCUAGCUCUGGAAGCUGUGCCAGGGAUGCAGCAGGAUGAUAUCAUGGAGUUCACAAUAGCCAACGAGACCAGGCUAGAGAAAUCAGUGCUGCUGGGCCUGCAGCAGCACAGAGUCAACUCUGAAAUAGAAGGAAAUGAAACACUGAAGAUAAUUGAAAUAGAUAGAAGAGUCAAUGCCACCUCUUAAAAAUAAAAAGGCCUUUUUUCUUGACUUCCCCCUUUCCCACAUAUUUGCAACCAAAGUCCCCCUGAUUUGUCAUCCUCAGUGAACCAAAGCACAAAAGAGAGGGAGUUCACCAAAUUCUGCAUUGACUGGUGAGGCUGUGACUGCAGAUGGGAUCUCUUGUCUUGUAACUCAUUUCCUUACUUCACACACAAUCCCUCUUUGCUUUUAUUUCUUUCCUGUCUGAUAUUGCAAAGGCAGGAUUGAAUUAUGAUCGCAGAAGAUACCAGCAGUGUGCUGAUGAUUGAUUUGUGUAUGUAUGUCUGUGCUUGCAUGUACACACCAUCAUCUGUGCACUAAGACAUUUGGUAAAAGAGUGGAAUAUGCAAAACCAAUGCGAGCAUGUGGGUGAUGGGAUCCUUGGGAGAAGGUAAUUGAGAGAAACAGGAGAGGCGGCACGAUGCUGUUCAGAAUCUAGCCACAGCUCCAUGCCUACUGGUCUGUAUUAUUUGAGCCUUUUGGGGAAGAUUGAGAAGCAUAAGCUUCAUCUUCUCUGAAGGCACAAGAAUGGGCCCCAGUUCUGUUUUGUGAACAGCAUAGGCAGGAGAGGGGUGGGCAAUGUUGGUGCUGAAUUGUCCUCCCUUACAUCUUUCACUCUUCUCCCCACCAACCCCUUUGUCACUUAGUGAAGUAGCUUUUUCUUUGGGUUGGAAGCAAUCCUGGUAGGCAUCUCUGCUGCUUCCACCCAUGUGGAGUUCAAGCAAAGAUCAGUCAUUGUCUUGUCACACUUUGUCUGUGUGGGAGAAUUAGACUAGUUUAACUAAAUCUAUUUAGAAAGCAGGUUUUGUUAACUUCAUGCAGUGUUUUGGGUGGAUGUUCUUUAGUCUGCUUAAGGCUAAUCUGUUUAGUUUGGAUCAAUUCCUUCCCAACAAACUUAAUCAAUAUAAGGCUUAAACCAGAAGUGCCUCCUGAGAGCACCGUAUGGAUUUUAUUUAUUGGCUUCUAGAUGCGUUGAUGGAAUUUCUCAUGUAGACCAGGUCUCAGAUUGUCCUGUGUUUUCUUUUUCUUGACAUCUUCCUGUUACUGUUGUAAAUAGUAUUUAUUAGCUUUGCAAGGUUUUGUUCAAGCAGUCACGGUGAAGAGAAUUAACCUUCCCUAACCCUGCACGUGGUCUGGGCAAGCUCUGAAACUGGACAUACAAAUAUCACUGAACACCCAUUCCCCCUAGAAUAAUGUCAUGGGUCUCCUCUUCUUAUGUCCUUUUCCAGAGAUGUGAUCUUAGACCAACCGCUUAGCCAAAACGAUGUGUACAGUUCAGGCCUGGAGGUGACUGCAUGGCAAGACAGUCCCUGACCUGAAGAGCUUAUUACGCAGGCAGCAGAUAAGGCAAAAGAGGGUUGAGAAAGGCACAUGGGGAGGUGAAGCGACUGGUCCAAGUCUAGUGGAAAAGCCAAGAGCCGUAUUCAGAUUUGAUCCUGGUCCAGUACACCUCUUUCUUCACUGUGUUUCCUUCUUGUCCCAUAUAGCUAUUGCCUUUAAGGGUUGUCCUUUUGGUACCCUGCUUAUGCCUUUGUCUGAGCUGUGCUUCUUGGAAUUUAUGGUUGGCAUGGCACAGCCAAAUCUAGCCCAGGAUUUGCGCUGGGUUUUAUCUGAUUGCUCAGAAGGGCACUCAGACUCCAUUGAGGGUGGAUUUAAUGGGGAAAUCCUAAUUCAGCAGGCUAGCAUAGUUACUUUAGGGUUUACCAGAAGUCAAUUAAAAAAAAAAAAAAAAAGACAA
Oxyura jamaicensis (ruddy duck) is the source of this 3407-nucleotide messenger RNA. It is a transcript of the gene CREB3L2, whose product is annotated as cAMP responsive element binding protein 3 like 2. The record is from RefSeq and is a predicted model, not a curated record. Lineage: Eukaryota; Metazoa; Chordata; Aves; Anseriformes; Anatidae. Gene Ontology annotation, biological process: regulation of transcription by RNA polymerase II. The transcript is spliced from 12 exons. The coding region runs from base 89 to 1654 and encodes 521 amino acids. Gene Ontology annotation, molecular function: cAMP response element binding; DNA-binding transcription factor activity, RNA polymerase II-specific.